AUGUCAAAUAAUAAUCAGAAUAUACAUAAUCAAAGUCUAUCAAUUCAAUCAUUAGGUUCUACAGCUCCCGUUAUCGUAACACGCACAUCAAGUCAAUCAAAUUUUCGUAAUGCAUCAUCGACAUUAGUUCAAGCAACAAAUCCGACACUAUCUUCUUCACACUUUAAUCCUCGUCAUUUAUCAUCAUCAUCAGUAGCAGGGUUCCCAUCGAAUCAUUCUCAAUCUUAUCAUCCAAUAACAACAGAAUUAUGA
Rotaria socialis is the source of this 252-nucleotide messenger RNA. The record is from the annotation of a GenBank genome assembly. Lineage: Eukaryota; Metazoa; Rotifera; Eurotatoria; Philodinida; Philodinidae.